UAAAUAAUGACAAAAAAAAAACACAUUAUUUAUCAAAAUAUCAAAAUGUUGACAAAAUAUCAAAUUAGGUAAACCAAGGAAAAGUGAUGAUAUCAUGCAUCAUUAAUCAGUCAAUAAGCUUUACCAUGACCUUAAAGUUUUCUCUCAUAUAUUAAAAAAAAAAAAACAACUUUCCACUGAAAAAAUUGGUGCCGUGCCACUGGCGGCAUAUGACAUGGUCAAUUACUCCAUUUUGAACUAGUCUAACUAAAUAAUUGAAUAAUAUCCACAAUGCCAAGAUAAAAAAAAAAAAAAAAAUACGAAAACAAGUGUUUGACAAUGUUCAAUUAGGUCAAGUCGAGUUUUAAACGAGGAAAAUUGAACGUACUAUCUUGUACUUUUUGUAGAAACUUCAAACUUCUUGACAUGAGAAGGAUCGGAAAGCCCUCACCACACUAUAGUUUCAUUUUUAGUAUACAAAUCUGCAUAAACAAACACGAUCUUGGUCAUUACACGAAAUCGGAAGAUAAAUUGGAUUAAGACACUCAUACACACCCAAAACAAGUAUGUAUUUUCCCUUACUAGAAAUUCCAAAUCCUCUAUUAUUGUUUUCUCAAUAUGUAGAAAGCAACGGUUUCUAAUAGGGGGAGAGAGGAUUUCGUUCGUGGAUAUUCAACAAAUGACGUUACAUUUGAUUAUGAAGAUACCAAAUUUGUGGAAAUGUAUCCAUACUUGUUUUUUUAAAAAAAUCGUCAUUUAUGAUAAUAAAAUAACAAAUAACUCACAUUUAGAUUUUGGUUUUGUUUUAGUCGGGUACAAUAUCAAAAAAAUAUGGAAACCAUAUAAAUCCAGGCUAAUAUACACCAAUUCCAGCAAUAUAUCAAAACGUCUAUGGACUCAUUUUGGAAAGUAAAUAAUCGUUCUCAUAUAUAUAUAUGUAUAUACCCAUUGUCUUCUUUUACAUUAGAGUUUCAAGUUGAGGUGCUUAUGCAAUGUCAAACCUAUCUCCACCAGUUCGAACUUGCGUUCUGAGAGUUGGAAUCAAGUGUUGCAAAGGUUGCCAGACCAAAGCAAAGAGAAAGUUGCUAAAUGUCUCUGGGGUGGAUGCAGUUGAGUAUAACGCAGAACAAGGGCUCUUAACAGUCUCAGGUGAUGUUAACCCAACAACAUUGCUUCAUAAGCUUACCAAAUGGGGUAAAAAGGCAGAACUUGUCUCUUUUCUUGGAGACAACUCUUCCUUUGUUCCUAGAACCCCAGAACAAAACCAAAACAAGACAAUGGAGAAGAAGGAGGAGAAGCCAACAAAAUGUUGUCUUCUAAUGUGUUUUGGGAAAAGAAGCAAGAACACAAAGGUUGAGCCUAUGGCGAUGCCAAACUGGAACUAUCGAGGAAUAGGGACAGAAAACGGGAAUGCCACGCCCUUCAUUAACGCUGCAAUGUCACCUCCAAUGGUGUACCCUCCUCCACAAGCAGUGCCUGGCUUUAAAACACCCAUACCAUACCCUCCUCCUAAUUAUUUUGGGGCAAGACAACCACCACCAUACACUGGUGCUGGUAUGUUCCAGUCAGCUCCACCACAAUCCCCACCAUAUUUUCCAGUUCCCAACUCUAGGCUGCAUUACCCGCACCACUGACAAAGUUCUUUCAGACGAUACAUUUAUUGCUUGUUCUUCUCUUUAGCUAUGACUCAAUGCUGAGUAAUAAGAUGAUGAAUUCUUUUCAACAUGUAAGGGAUAUGAAGAAAUGCAAAUGAAUGAUUUCCAAAAGAAAGCAGACUAGAAAACAUAUAUGACACCAAAAAUAAACAUAUCUUGUUGAGAAAAUAGUAUAUUAUAUCAAAUUUAUUAGCUUUUUAUUUAUAGAACCGUAUAUAUUAGGGUGGAUUAUUUAGUGUAGAGUGUAGACAAUAGAGAGAAACAAAGAAGUGGUUAGAGAUAACGCGUUGAAAGCUUUUAUCAAAUCUUGGUGGAUUAUUUACGACCAAACCACCCAAAAAGAUUUAUGCGCUUGACUAAGU
Molecule: messenger RNA, 1996 nt
Organism: Arabidopsis lyrata subsp. lyrata
Lineage: Eukaryota; Viridiplantae; Streptophyta; Magnoliopsida; Brassicales; Brassicaceae
Product: heavy metal-associated isoprenylated plant protein 42
Molecular function (GO): metal ion binding
Source: RefSeq, a predicted model, not a curated record